AUAAAGUAGACUCAGUAGAACAGCUGACUAUUUUUUUUAAAACUCACUUAUGGACGAAAAUGUCAAAAUUGUUUACGUUGCAAUUUUUGACAGCUUCAACCAAAGACUUUUAUGUCAAAUUAUUUGCCAUAUUUGUUUUAGUGGAAAAAAAUUAAAUUGUGUGUUGUUUUAUAAAAAAUAAAAAUAAAAGUGAAAAAACUUGAAUUUUGUGUGGUUUAUGUACUAAAAAAUUAUGAAAAGGUGUAUAAUUUGCAAGAAAAUUUCCAAAAAAGGAAAUGGGAGCUUUUUUAUUGUCCCCACAGAUGAGAGGAGGCGACGAAAGUGGAUGGAGGCUUGCAAGAUGCAACUCCCGGCACCUGCUUAUGUGUGUAUGGACCAUUUGUUUAAGUCUCUUGCCUUCAGAACAAAACAUCUAAUGGGAUUUUCAGCUGUUAUGCAUGAUUAUAGCAGUAACACUGCUACAUCGUUUAGUGCUGAAGAUCCAAAGAAAAUAAAAAAAAAAUGAUGAAAUACAUUCGGGUACCGAAGAAGAUUGACAAUUUAUGUUGUCCAUUCUAGAUGGAUCGGAUAAUAAACCAUCAAAAGAAAAUUAUUCACAAUGUACAAUAUUGAUACUACGGCUUGUUUAUUCAUACAAUGCUGGCGAUAUUUUAUAGUUUUCAUUUACUCUAUGAGGACUUUAAAUUGGACGAUAUUAUGCAUGCACAUUUGUUGCCAUUAGCCAAGUUUCUGCAUCAAUUGGCCUACGUAAUGCAAUUACAAUCUUAUACUUUUCGUCAUGCUAUGGAUUUUCCUUUGCUGGUGAAAAAUUGUUCCAAGACUUGUAUUUUAACCGAACAGCAUGGUUCUCAAAUGUCUUACAAGGAACUUUCACAGGUGCAAGCUCCUAGUGUUUUUAACCAACUGAAUGCAUUGCCGUAUAAUUAUGUGGAAGGUGAAGUGAGGCGUAGGGAUUUACGAAAUUAUGCCCUAAAUAAAAGUUCAAAUUAUUCGCAAAAUAUGAACAUAGUCACGGAAGACUCCUUAUCGGCUCGUUGUCCACCCUCUAAAAGUGGCAUAUCACAAAUGGAAGGUGCUUUAGAUGAUGGCAUGGAUAAUAUAGGUACCAAAUUCUUAAGUCUACGUUAUCCGGAUGAUAUGCGCAUAACAGAUAGAUAUUACACAAUCGCCUGGAACUUCUGAUCAUGAAUUUAUUGAGGAGCAAGAAAAACAAUUAUUUACAUUGUGCACUCGUACCAUUACUUUACCUUUGGGUAGAGGAGGUAUGUUUACUUUAAGAACCAACGGAAUCAAUGCCAAUACCAAAACUAUGUCUAACCAGCAAGAAACCUAUUAAAGGAACCACUGUUGAAAUGCAGCAAAUUGAAUUCCAGGCCAAUAUGAGUUUAUGGCCAACAUUUCAUAAUGGUGUAGCAGCUGGCCUGAAAAUAUGAUCAAAUGCACGGGAUGUACCCUCCACCUGGAUUGUUUACAAUAAGCCAAAACGACCAGCCGAGAAUAAGUGAAUAAGUCCAGAAGUAGUUUCCAUAUUUCUUGGAGAAAAAAUACUAUAUUUCUAUUAAAUGUAUGUCAAACUUAAAUAAAUUGCUGACACAUUUUUUA
Molecule: messenger RNA, 1602 nt
Organism: Lucilia sericata (common green bottle fly)
Lineage: Eukaryota; Metazoa; Arthropoda; Insecta; Diptera; Calliphoridae
Product: anaphase-promoting complex subunit 1-like
Exons: 3
Coding region: 637-1182 (181 amino acids)
Source: RefSeq, a predicted model, not a curated record